GAUGGCGGCGGCGGCGGGGCGCGGGCUGCUGGCGGCGGGGCUGUUCCGCGGGCGGGUCGCCAUCGUCACCGGCGGCGGCACCGGCAUCGGCAAGGCCAUCGCCGCCGACCUGCUGGCGCUAGGUUGCAGYGUUGUUAUUGCCUCUCGUAAAUUUGACCGAUUAAAAGCUGCUGCAGAAGAACUGAAUAGUAGAUUUUCUUCCAUGAGUCCUGCCAAAGUGACUCCCAUAGAGUGCAAUAUCCGCAAAGARGAAGAGGUAGAAGCUCUGGUGAAGUCUACACUGAGUCUGCAUGGGAAGAUUGAUUUCCUGGUGAAUAAUGGAGGGGGACAGUUUGCAAGUCCUUCUGAAGCCAUCCGUGCAAAAGGCUGGAAUGCCGUGAUAGACACGAAUCUGACUGGGACCUUCUAUUGUUGCAAAGCAGUGUACAAUGCCUGGAUGCAGGAACAUGGAGGAGCCAUUGUCAACAUUACUGCUGCCGUGAGAAAUGGCUUUCCUGGAAUGUCGCACACAGGAGCUGCCAGAGCUGCAGUGAAUAACCUAACCAAGACUUUAGCUUUAGAAUGGGCUCACAGUGGAGUAAGAAUCAACAGCAUUGCUCCUGGACUGGUAUUUUCGGAAACUGCUGUUGCGAACUAUGGAGAACAAGGUGUAAUGAUGUGGUUAAAAAGCAUACCAAAGGUUCCUGCAAAGAGAUCRGCUGUUCCCGAGGAGAUCUCUCCUGCAGUAUGCUUCCUACUGUCUCCAGCUGCAUCAUUCAUAACUGGGAUAACCAUGGUCGUGGAUGGUGGCCAGAGUUUAUACAGCCAUACCCUAGAAAUACCUGAUCAUGACAGAUGGCCCUCACCACCAGAAGGAAAAAAUACUGAAAUGAUGAAAAAGCUGCUUUAUGGCGAGUUCAAGCCAAAGUUGUAAAAGAAAGAGAUUUUACCUUUUUCCCAGUUGCACACUUGCUGAUAAUCUCACUUUGUGAUUUGRCCUUAUUACUCUCAGUAAUAUUUUUUUUUGCUCAUAUGUCUACAUUAAGUGCCUUGAUUUUUGUUGGUUUAUAUUUAAAACUUUUGAAAGGGUUUACAUAGUACAUUUCUUCUCUGAAAACACUCAGUCUUUUGGGAWGGAAAAGAUAUAAAAGACAAAUUAAGCAUUAAGUAAUGAAGAGUCCCAGGCAGAAGUGAAUAAAAAGAAUAUUUAUUUUGAAGUGAAGGUAGGCAAGAGGGAAUCCUUCUAUUGUUGAUGAAUUUAGGGAGAAGGUAAUUUAAAUCUUUUACUAUUAUUUGCAUCAGUAACCCGUGGGGCAGAUAUUAGCUCUACACUAUUUCUGUUCAGCCACACACUGASUGUUCAUCAGUGGUUUAAAAGACCAAGUAGAGUAGUUAUUUCUCUGAAAAGAAUUAAAUAUAACAUGGAAUGCUGUUAUUAAUGUUUCMAACUAUUAUGGCAUAUCCUAUUGGGAAUGUUUUGAAUUGUUUGCAGAUAUAAUGACAUAAUGGAAUUAAGCUGGCUGCAACUUAAAUUUGAUAAUAGAAUAAGAAGAUAAUAAAUGCAGUGGUGGAAAACAGUAUAGAUUCAACAUUUUAGCAUGCAAAAUCUGCAGUGUAUAUUGCAGUGCUCUCUGCAGUAUGCUAUACUAGUAAAGGAGAAAUUUGGAAUUCUUCAUUUACCAAUUAAAAUGCCUUCUACCCAURCAUGUGUGUUGUCCUACAAUGUUAACAGAAUUUUGUAUAUUACUGUCUCUAGGUGUGCUAUUUGUGAACAAUGCAGAAAUGCCAUGUACAAACCAGAAUCUUGGGAUGCAUCACUUAAAAGAGGCUAAAUUUGUAAUUUUUUAAUUCACUUUAAGACAAAUGUUCCCAUGUCUGCUAACUUUAGGGAAAAUAUAAAAAAUAAGUAAUGASUGUGUUUGUUUGCUGUAACAAGUGAAAUUCAUGGAAUCAAGUUGCUGCUAUAAAAGGGAACUUUUAAUACUUCAUUUUGGACUGAAUGUAAGAAUCUGACAGUUGUUAGUUCUCUGUAAAACGUUUGAUCUUUGUGUCUUUCAGUAAAAGAUSUAUUCUUAUAUGCAUACAUGUAGAUUGCUUUUUCAUGAAAAUUAAAUGAAUGCCAGUUUUGGGGCAAGGAGGA
Molecule: messenger RNA, 2119 nt
Organism: Malurus melanocephalus (red-backed fairy wren)
Lineage: Eukaryota; Metazoa; Chordata; Aves; Passeriformes; Maluridae
Gene: PECR
Product: peroxisomal trans-2-enoyl-CoA reductase
Exons: 8
Coding region: 2-913 (303 amino acids)
Biological process (GO): phytol metabolic process
Cellular component (GO): peroxisome
Molecular function (GO): trans-2-enoyl-CoA reductase (NADPH) activity
Source: RefSeq, a predicted model, not a curated record